Messenger RNA from Chelonia mydas (Green sea turtle), 2621 nucleotides. RefSeq names its product coiled-coil domain containing 90B (gene CCDC90B). The coding region runs from base 626 to 1258 and encodes 210 amino acids. The transcript has 9 exons. The record is from RefSeq and is a predicted model, not a curated record. NCBI's taxonomy places the organism in Eukaryota, Metazoa, Chordata, Testudines, Cheloniidae. Gene Ontology annotation, cellular component: mitochondrion.
GUAGCUAUUCCCCUCCUAAGGGUGGUUUUUUUGCAGCCAUGUGAAAGCGUUGCUGUGGCAGCAGUCACUGCUCACUCUGUGUCAAACUGCAGUCUAGGUGUUUUGUGUUGGUUGUUUGGUGGCAUCGCAGCAAAGAAGGGAUUUGAAGGAGGACAGUGAGGUGGAUUUGCAGAUUUUUAUGGGAAUUUCCUUGUAGGCAUGAGGAGCAGUGAGAGCGAAAGCAGGAAAGUGCUCAUUUGAAAAUAUAAGUGGUUGACUGAGAAGACUGGGCUUACUGGCAGAGCAGAGGUGGGAGUCAAGAGCUCAGUAGUGUAUGAGAAUUGAUAAAUAGCAUGUGGGGUGAUGUGCAAGCACGUUGGAGGACAGGGUUAGAAUUCAGAAUUAUUUUGACAAACUGGGAAAUUGGUCUGAAUUCCACAAGAUGAAAUUCCAUAAAGAUAAGUGCAAAGUACUAUGCUUAAGAAGGACAAAUCAGCUACAAAAUGGAUUAUAACUGGCUAAUUGGUAGUACCGCUAAAAAGGAUCUGUGAGUUGUAGUGAAAAAUCACAAACUGAAUGUGCACCAGCAAUGUGAUGCAGCUGCAGAAAAGGUUUUGCUGCCACAGCCCCUGUGAAGUCGUAUGACAUGAGAAGAGUUGAAAUAACCCCACUGGAACAGAGAAAGCUAACCUUUGAUACCCAUGCAUUGGUACGAGAGCUGGAAGUGCAUGGUUUUGGUAAAGAACAAGCAGAGACCAUUGUAUCAGCAUUAACAACUUUGUCAAAUCUCAGCCUAGACACAGUCUAUAAGGAUAUGGUGACCCAAGCUCAGCAGGUGGAAAUAACUCUGCAGCAGAUAAUGGCGCAUUUAGACUCUAUUCGGAAAGAUAUGGUCAUCCUAGAGAAAAGUGAAUUUGCAAACCUGAGAGCAGAGAAUGAGAAAAUGAAAAUUGAGUUGGAUCAAGUUAAACAGCAGCUAAUGAAUGAAACUAGUAAAAUCAGAGCUGAUAAUAAGCUGGACAUAAAUCUGGAAAGGAGCAGAGUGACAGAUAUGUUCACAGAUCAGGAAAAGAAUCUGAUGGAAGCAACUACAGAGUUUCAUAAAAAAGAUGCAAGUACCAACAGUGCUAUUGCAGAAAUCAGUAAUAAAAUUGAUACACAAAUAGCCUCCUUAAAAACUCUCAUGGAAUCAAAUAAACUGGAGACAAUACGUUAUUUGGCAGCUUCUGUUUUCACUUGCCUAGCAAUAGCACUGGGAUUUUAUAGGUUUUGGAAAUAGACCUGGUGGAACUACUGCACUACAGAUAGAGGAAGAAAAGGCCACCGACAUCAUGGAACAUCUGUUUGGUCAUACUGUGUUUGCUACUGCGGGUAUUUGUAGUGCCUUUGUUCUUGUAUUGAUAAUGUGUACUAAAAAAUAUUCUCUGUAAUAAUAAAGGUCAAAAUGGUUAGGGGCAAUAAUAGGAACCUUUCCUUAACUUCUAAUUGAUUCUUCAGUGGCCCUUUUUUCAAAAACCUCAUACAGAAGAAACAUUGAAUCUGUGUUUAUAUAAAAUCAGAACGUUUUUUGGCAUAAGAGUCAAAGAACAUGUCCUAUGAUUGAUUUUGGAAAGGUUCUGUUCUCAUGAACAUUUAUCCCACUCUCACGUCCCCGCCAAAGGAAAGUGUUUACCAUCUGAUGUGACCAAAUGCAAGGAGCUAUCCUACUCUGAGACUUCUGUGCAUCUUAAACUACUGGAGCUGCAUGUUUACGUUCCAUCCCGAUUCUCCUCUCCCCUGCCGGGUGAGAUGUAUCCCCCACCUUUAUAAAAUUGUUAAAAUAAAGCCUUUUCAAAAGGAUCCCUUUCCCAGCAUAAAGCUGAGUCUUAUGGAUUAAAAAUGACUAAAAUGCUCACCCCUUCUUUGACAGUUUCCUCCACCCAUACAGCCAAACGAUUUUUUAACUCCCUUGUCUGAGGGGAAAUGUCACAUUUAGCAAUGUGUGUGUAUAACUCCCUGAGCAAGACAAAGGUUGGCUUUUGACUCCUUUCUGUUGCUGGAGAUACAGAACUCGCCUAUAUGGUCCAUAUCCUUUACCUGAAAGCAGAAUCUGGCUUGAAAUGUGGAAAUCUUACAUUUCUUGCAUGAAACUGCUGAUGCUCCUGCCUCCAGAUCCCUCUUGAAAGCGGGCGAGCACCAUAGUCCUUGGGAAAUAAAUUGGUCCCAUUGACUGUUCUAAACCAAACUUAAAUCUUGAUCUCUUUACCUUCUGCCAAUGGCUGAUAAAUUUCAACAUUAAGACAUGACAGGAUGGGAAGAUAUUUUUGCAACAUUUAAGCAACCAAUUGUAUUUUAGUUAAGUCCUUGUCACAAGAGAUUAUUUUUCACCACAAGUGUAAUUAAGUAACAGUGCCAAUGCUUACUUCCAUUCUUUACAGGUAACUGUGUUCCUAUUGAGUAAAUUUUAACUCUGAGUAGUCUCUGUACAGGGGAGAGAGGUUUUGUAUACAGUACUGUAUAGAGGCAUUUUCAGGUGACUCUAGUUUACUGUUUACAAAUUGAAUUUGCUAGUGUCCUGUGAAUUUUAUAUUCUGUGUAUGAAAUUAUGUAUUUAAACACUCCCUUGUAGCGUAAUAAAAUUAAGUUACAUUGCUGUCCAAGAA